CAGUAGACCGUAAAAGCAUAACAAUUGUAAUCGAACAUUUAGUAUGGUAAAGUUAGUGGUAGAAGUCUAAUAUUGCAGCAAUAGGAACUUGGACGUGUAGAAGCAAUGCGUUAGAUAAUUUUUGACCUAGAAACAUGGCGAAUAUUGCUGCUCAGAGAAUCAAGAGGGAAUUUAAGGAAGUUAUUAAGAGCGAAGAGGUUGCAAAGUGUGCUAUAAAAGUUGAAUUGGUGAAUGACAACUAUACUGAAUUGAAAGGAGAAAUAGCUGGACCCCCAGAGACGCCUUAUGAGGGAGGGACAUUUGUAUUGGAAAUAAAAGUACCAGAAACAUAUCCCUUUAACCCACCAAAGGUGCGAUUUAUAACUAAAAUAUGGCAUCCCAACAUUUCCUCUGUGACUGGAGCAAUAUGUUUAGAUAUCCUGAAAGAUCAGUGGGCAGCAGCAAUGACGUUGCGAACGGUUCUACUUUCUCUCCAAGCGCUACUUGCUGCUGCAGAACCUGAUGACCCCCAGGAUGCCGUUGUGGCCAAACAGUUUAAAGAGAACCAAGAUAUGUUUAGGCAAACAGCUCGUCAUUGGACAUUCAUCUAUGCAGGAGGUCCACAUAAAAAUUCUGACUUUGAUUUGAAGAUUCGAAGACUCACUGAUAUGGGAAUUGAGGAUCACCAAGCAAGAGUAGCGUUAUCGUCAUACAACUGGGAUUUGGAAAGAGCCACUGAACAACUGUUCAGUUAGUUAAAUCUAAAUAAGUUAGCUUAUGGUUGUAAUCAGGGAGAUCAGUCAUGUUGGCUUCAUGCUGCCAUUUGCUACUCCAGUACCCAUACUGCUUUCUGUUUCUUUUUCUGUUAAUGAAAACCACAUAACUUAUGGUGAUUUCUAUGAAAUAUUUUUUUUAAAAAAUUGGAAGUGUUUAACUGAUUUGAAACUACUACAGUAUGGGUGGGAAGUAAGUAGGCAUUAAAUAAUCGCUUUGCAUCGGAAAUAUGGAGGUUAUAACCAUUUCUUAAUGCCUACUUACUUCCCACCCAUCCUGUAUAUUAUAUUGUAAAUUGAAAGAAAUCAGUGAAACAGAAUCAUACAUUCGUAAUACACUUACUUAAUUAUACAAUGUUUUACUUGAUUACAGUACACUUUGAAACCACAGACUUGAGGGUUGUAUGGUGCAUAAAUAUUCAGACAGCAAAUACUUGAACGCAGUAAUACAUUAAUUCAAGAUGUAUAAUUUUCUGAUGAGCCGCAUAAAAUCACGUAGUAAUUUUUAAUAUCAUAUGAAUACUGUUUUCACUAGUUUGGAAUGUACCGAUAAUUAUGGUUAAUUCAUCAACACAUGUUGACAUAAAAAUCUCAGCCCAGUAUUCUGUACGGAUUGUUCCUGCCUAUGAACGGUAUGGAUACCGGAGCACCAGACAAGCAAACUCGUUUAUUACUCUUUUGUUUGGGUGGGACUUAUCCAGAUAAACUGUAUCAUGUAAUAACUAGUGCUGUGAUUACAAAUAAGAACGCAAACAUGAAACAUGUAUGAGA
Molecule: messenger RNA, 1523 nt
Organism: Zootermopsis nevadensis
Lineage: Eukaryota; Metazoa; Arthropoda; Insecta; Blattodea; Termopsidae
Gene: Ubc4
Product: ubiquitin conjugating enzyme 4
Molecular function (GO): protein binding
Source: RefSeq, a predicted model, not a curated record